Molecule: messenger RNA, 1426 nt
Organism: Solanum lycopersicum (tomato)
Lineage: Eukaryota; Viridiplantae; Streptophyta; Magnoliopsida; Solanales; Solanaceae
Product: Tau1
Molecular function (GO): protein binding
Source: RefSeq, a predicted model, not a curated record
UCUUCCAAACUCAUUGGAGAAUAAAAACACUUUUUUUUUUAACUCCAUUAUUUCAGUUGCCUUUUCUUUAUUCAUCACAAAGAGUAGCAGUUGAAGUAAAAAGAGAGAAAAAUGACAAAAAAAGCUUUCCAUCAAUCAAUUACACAAAGCUGCAGAAAUCAUGUUACCUGCUCUUUGAGUUAAAAUUCUUGAUCUGCUUUCUGGGGUUCCUCUAAAUUUUUAUACAUAUAUAAAGGUAAAAUUAUAGUAAUGGUAAUGGGGAAUGUGAGUGGGAAGAAGAAAGAAGGAGAAAGUGCAGAGAGCUCUGGAAUCAAGAAUCAAGAACAUGGAGAGGAGGAAUAUAUGGAGUAUGGUUUGUUUCCAGAUUCUAUGGUUCAGUCUCCUCCUCAUAGUCCUAAAGCUUAUCAUCACUCUCCUUUGGAUUUCACUCCACAGGUUCCAAUUUUCCCCUUACAAAGGCCUGAUGAAAUAUUAAUGCAAAAUCAAAGUGGUAACAUAGUGCAAAAGACAAUGGAGUAUGGGGAUAUGCCUUGUGAAAAUGGGAUACCAACAAUGAUCACAUGGAGUCAUGGGGGACAUGAAGUUGCUAUUGAGGGAUCAUGGGAUGGCUGGAAGACAAAAGAUUUCCUACAAAGAACAGACAAAGACUUCACUGUCAUGAAGGUGUUUCCAUCAGGCGUGUAUCAUUACCGGUUUAUUGUAGAUGGACAAUGGAGAUAUGCUCCAGAUUAUCCAUAUGAACGUGAUGAUACGGGAAAUGUGUUCAAUGUCUUGGACUUGCAGGAUAUUAUUCCAGAGGUCCUAAAUAACACCAAUUGGUCAGACGCACCUCCUUCCCCUGAGUCAAGCUAUAGCAAUGCACCUUUCAGUUCAGAAGAUUUUAGCGAAAAACUACCUGAUUUGCCGCCUCUGUUGCAACAGACACCCCUGGACCAACCGUCUUCAUCUGCUGGUAGUGUGGAGACAUUUCGGAAGCCAUUACCAGCAGUAUUGAACCAUCUUUACAUACAGAAAACGCGUAGCAGUCAAUCAAUGGUGGUACUAAGUUCAACACAUAGAUUUCGCACCAAAUAUGUGACAGCAGUACUUUUUAAGUCCUUGAAAAAGUGAAAACACUUCCGAAAUUUCCUGGAGUUGGAGAUUCGUUUUGAAUACGAAAGAUGAUAAUGUAAGAGAAGGUAACAAAGGUCUCUACUACAUGAUGCAAGUGCUUUUUUGUUGUUUUGACAAUCAUUUCAGAAGUAAGCAUCUGAAUCUUACAGAAAAUCUUGAUAUUUUUUGUAUCUUCACAUGAUAUUUACCAAUGUGAUGCUUCUCAAUAUCUGCAAGUGAUAUGUAUUUACAAUACACCACUGUAGUUUUUGAAAGAAUUAUAAUUUGUAGUUAUAGUUAGGAUUUUGUAGUUAUUUUUUUCUCUUUCCCUCUG